This is a messenger RNA of Talaromyces atroroseus, 3642 nucleotides long. Its product is annotated as Chitin synthase A. The coding region runs from base 1 to 3642 and encodes 1213 amino acids. Gene Ontology annotation, cellular component: cell periphery; cell septum. Gene Ontology annotation, molecular function: chitin synthase activity. The transcript has 4 exons. The record is from RefSeq and is a predicted model, not a curated record. NCBI's taxonomy places the organism in Eukaryota, Fungi, Ascomycota, Eurotiomycetes, Eurotiales, Trichocomaceae.
AUGGAUCCACCGACGCCCUCACACGGCCAAUUCAUGGAGUCCUCGUACCCAGAUGAACUCCCUCCAGCAUACUACGGCAACGAGGAUGCCAGCAGCAACAUCAACGGCUCGCCGAACCAGAAUGAAAAUGGAGCAGCAACAGCUUCAAUGAGACUGCUGCCGACUGGCUACGAUGAGGAUAUCGAUAACAGCAGUGAUCUAGGAACAAACGCUGCACGUUUUCGAUUAGGCCAAACAUCAUCAACCCGCAGAGCGUACGUAGCCGAUAUUAACCCUGACUUGAAACCCCUCAAGAAGGUGUCUUUUCUUUCUUCUUCUAUGGAAACCCUCAAGGAACCCCCAUUCCCUCAACCUGUUGUUAUUCGCCGUGCUUCGGAAGAUCCAUGUAAGCACAGAGUGGAGACUGUCAUGCAAUCAACAACCCCAAACAUGGAGAAUCACAGACAAAAUGCACCGUCACGUUCAAAAAAUGCACAGGCAUAUGGAUAUGGCAAACCAAAGAAUAUCCUUCCCCUACCCCUCUUUGCCAAAAUACCAGCCCCUUCAAGGCUCCCUGAUGAACAGAACCCCAAGGCUCAGGAAAUGGAUCUUAGUAUGAUCGAAAAUAGGGCUAACAAUGUUCCAAACAGUGCCAACCCGUCACCUACCAGAGCAACACCCAACCGGUACCCAGCAUUUCGUCCGCGUCAGAACUCGACCGCUAAUAUCUCCAAUGCCGGGUCACGCCCUGGCUCUAGUAUGGGCUACACUCCUUCAAUCCCGCCACCUGCUCCCUCAGUCGCAGAAGUACCACAGUACUCUUCUAGACCAGGUUCUCCGACACGACCGUGGACUCCAUCGCGGGCCUCUACCAGAAGAGGCGCGAAUUCUUCUAUAUCGGGGGUCAGCUACGAGCCUGCAGACAUCAAUGGAAGUCCACGACCAGGUACACCAAGCUCGCAGUACGGAGGCAGUCCGCGACGGCCUCUUCCCCCCGCUCCUCUGUUCUCAGGACCUAAAGCUAGCAGUAUUUCCGGAGAGACAAGCAUAGAUAUUGGUGAAGCACAUUCUGCAGAAGAUCCCUUUGGCGGGAAUGGACAGACCAUUGAUCCAAGGCGUUCCUACGACUCCUUUAGAAGCGAAUCGACAAUGGUCACUGACGAGAAAGAAGAUUUGGUAAAAGUCGACCUUGAUGGAGAAUCCCAGGAGGAUACCGAAAUGCUUGCCGACACGAACCUACAUUAUGGGCCUGCCCCGGAGGGCAAACAAAGCCGUCGAGGCGUACGAGCAGCACAGGUGUCAAAGAAGGAAGUUCAGCUUAUCAACGGCGAGCUUAUUUUGGAGUGUAAGAUCCCUACUAUCCUACAUAGUUUCCUUCCACGACGCGAUGAGCGUGAGUUCACUCACAUGCGGUACACCGCCAUCACCUGUGAUCCGGAUGAAUUCAAGGAGCGAGGCUACAAAUUGCGCCAGAACAUCGGAAGUACCAUGCGGGAGACAGAGCUGUUCAUUUGCGUUACCAUGUACAAUGAGAACGAAAUAUUGUUUACCCGGACGAUGCAUGGUAUCAUGCGCAACAUUAGCCAUUUCUGCUCCCGUGCGAAGUCACGUACCUGGGGAAAGGACGGUUGGCAAAAGAUUGUUGUGUGCAUUAUCUCCGACGGUCGUUCCAAGGUCCACAAGCGGACACUUGAUGCCUUGGCUGCCAUGGGUGUGUACCAGGGAGGCAUUGCAAAGAACGUGGUCAAUCAGAAAGAAGUCACAGCCCACUUGUACGAAUACACGACUCAAGUUUCAUUGGACUCGGACUUGAAGUUCAAAGGUGCCGAGAAGGGUAUUGUGCCUUGCCAGGUGAUGUUUUGUCUGAAGGAACAGAACCAGAAGAAACUCAAUUCUCACCGAUGGUUCUUCAAUGCUUUCGCUCCCAUGUUGGACCCCAACGUGUGCAUCUUACUCGAUGUAGGAACAGAGCCAGCCCCUACAGCACUCUACCAUCUGUGGAAAGCAUUUGACCAGGAUUCAAACGUCGCCGGAGCAGCGGGCGAGAUUAUUGCGGGUAAAGGGAAACACUUCCGGGGUCUAUUGAAUCCUCUGGUUGCGUCGCAGAACUUCGAGUACAAAAUGUCGAACAUCUUGGAUAAGCCGCUGGAAUCUGUCUUCGGUUAUAUUACGGUGCUUCCUGGUGCUCUGAGUGCGUAUCGUUAUUACGCUCUGCAGAACAAUGCGGAUGGACAUGGACCCCUUGCACAAUACUUCAAAGGUGAGACUUUACAAGGUAAAGAUGCCGACGUUUUCACCGCGAAUAUGUACUUGGCCGAGGACCGUAUUCUCUGCUGGGAGCUUGUGGCCAAGAAGGGUGAAAGAUGGGUGUUGAAGUUUGUGAAGAGUGCUGUUGGUGAAACUGAUGUGCCUGACUCGAUCCCGGAAUUCGUCUCACAGCGACGUCGUUGGCUAAACGGUGCUUUUUUCGCAGCCGUUUUCUCUUUGGCCAACAUGAAGCAGAUCUGGGAAACAGACCACACAUUGACAAGAAAGAUUCUUCUUCAUGUCGAAUUCGUGUAUCAGUUCUUCCAACUCUUAUUUACAUAUUUCGGCUUGGCAAACUUCUAUCUAGCAUUCUACUUUAUUGCAGGAUCUCUUUCUAGUUCAGAUAUUGAUCCAUUCGGUCACAACAUGGGAAAGUGGAUAUUCGAGGUUCUUCGCUAUGCAUGCGUAUUGCUCAUGGCAUGGCAAUUUAUUCUUUGUAUGGGUAAUAGACCUCAAGGCUCGCGAAAAAUGUUCUUGUUGGGUAUCAUUGUGUAUGCCCUUAUCAUGGCGUACACAUUAUUCGCAACAUUCUAUUUAGUCGUCAUCAAACUGAAAGGCAGUGAUGGAAUAUCGCUCGGUUCUGGCGAUUUCGCCGACAUUGUUAUAUCCCUCAUGUCGACAAUGGGACUAUACAUCUUCACGUCGUUCCUGUAUCUCGACCCAUGGCACCUAGUCACAUCCUCCGGAGCAUACUUCCUCAUGAUGCCAAGCUAUAUCUGUACGCUGCAAACAUACGCAUUCUGCAACACGCACGAUGUGACUUGGGGUACGAAGGGAGAUAACGUGCACCGCAUGGAUCUUGGAGCCGCCAAGGGUCUCGGUGGAUCCAAAGUCAUCAUGGAAAUGCCUACUGAGCAACUGGACAUCGACAGUGGAUACGACGAGGCACUGCGCAAUCUUCGAGACCGCCUGGAGGAACCCGAACCCCCGGUCCCCGAGAGCCAGCUGCAGGAAGACUACUACCGCGCGGUACGCACAUACAUGGUUUCUUGCUGGAUGGGCUCCAACGCGCUUCUUGCCAUGCUUGUCUCUGAUGUGUAUGGAACCACAUCAACAAACAACGUAUACCUCGCAAUUAUCCUGUGGUCUGUGGCGGGGCUGGCGGCUAUCCGUGCCACUGGGUCCAUCACCUAUGCCAUUCUUAAUCUCGUCCAUAAAAUUGCCGAGGGUCGCAUGAAAUUCCAAGCGGGCUCUCUGGGCUCCAAAUCUGGGAGCGCUGGAGGUGGCAGUAGUGCUGCUGGCAGCGCUAUCGGAUCGAGUCGCUAUGGCGGUAAUGCCAGCGUGAAAGACUGGAUUGCGGAACAGGGGUGGAGUAUCCAACGAAAGGCAAGGAAGUUGAUGUUUUGGCGUAAAUAA